AUGUCGUCGUACCUGGAGAAGCAGUCGUCGGCGUUUCGCGGCACGCUGGCUUCGGCGGCCGCCAAGCUCUCCAACCCCAGCAGCACGAGCGCCGGCAAGGCGACGUCGCUGGCUCCGCCGUCGCCGUCGCCCUCGGCGGCCUCGGACAGCACGACGCCGACGGCCAGGCGCAAGCGCGACGCGGUCCCCGACGUGCCCUUCUCGCAGCCGCAGCUGACGGGGUACGGGGCCGAGGUCAAGACGCAAAUGGCCUUUGCCGUCGAGUACCUCAAGAAGAAGGCGGACGCCAAGACGGUGGCGGACAUCAUCGACCACCUCAGCCUGCGGGGCCACUCGGAGGAGCACAAGAAGCAGCUGGCCGACGGGCUGAGGGGCCACCCCCGCGUGGACUGGAAGCCCGACGCCGGGCUGAGCGAGCAGAGCUGGAAGACGGGCCUGUACGCGUACCGCCCCGUCAUACGCAACGUCCGCGACGGCACCUCGCUGCUGGCCUACCUGCAGCGCAAGACGGACGCGUCGGGCGUGUCGGUCAAGGACCUCAAGGACGGCUGGCCCGACUGCGAGGACACCCUGGCCGCCCUGGAGAGGCAGCACAAGAUCCUCGUGGUGCGCACCAAGAAGGACAACUUCCCGCGCUACGUGUGGGCCGACGACUCGUCGCUGCACUACGCCGUCCAGCCCGAGUUCCAGGUCAUGUGGCACCGCGUCCCCAUCCCGAGCGUCGACGACAUGCACCGUAAGCUGGUCAAUGUCGGCCAGAAGCCCACGAGCGAGGACCCCCUCAAGAUCCAGCAGGCCUCGAGCAAGCCCAAGGUGCAGAAGAAGCGGACGAGCAAGAGGGCGGGCAAGGCCACCAACGUGCACAUGGCGCACCUGAUGCAGGACUACAGCAACCUCCGACGGUGA
Molecule: messenger RNA, 906 nt
Organism: Ustilaginoidea virens
Lineage: Eukaryota; Fungi; Ascomycota; Sordariomycetes; Hypocreales; Clavicipitaceae
Exons: 1
Coding region: 1-906 (301 amino acids)
Biological process (GO): transcription initiation at RNA polymerase II promoter
Cellular component (GO): transcription factor TFIIE complex
Source: RefSeq, a predicted model, not a curated record